AUGAAAGGUUUAAUUUUAGUAGGUGGUUACGGUACCAGAUUAAGACCAUUGACUUUGACUGUUCCAAAGCCAUUGGUCGAAUUUGCUAACAGACCAAUGAUUUUACAUCAAAUCGAAGCUUUAGCUAAUGCCGGUGUCACUGAUAUCGUUUUAGCUGUUAACUACAGACCAGAAGUUAUGGUUGAAACUUUGAAAAAGUACGAAAAAGAAUACGGUGUCAACAUUACUUUCUCUGUUGAAACUGAACCAUUAGGUACCGCUGGUCCAUUGAAGUUGGCUGAAGAAGUCUUAAAGAAGGAUAACUCUCCUUUCUUCGUAUUGAACUCCGAUGUCAUCUGUGAAUACCCAUUCAAGGAAUUGGCUGACUUCCACAAGGCUCACGGUGGUAAAGGUACUAUCGUCGCUACUAAAGUCGAUGAACCAUCUAAAUACGGUGUUAUUGUUCACGAUAUCUCUACUCCAAACUUAAUUGACAGAUUCGUCGAAAAGCCAGUUGAAUUCGUUGGUAACAGAAUUAACGCUGGUUUAUAUAUUUUGAACCCAGAAGUCAUCGAUUUGAUUGACUUGAAACCAACUUCUAUUGAAAAGGAAACUUUCCCAAUUUUGGUUGAACAAAAAUCUCUAUACUCUUUUGACUUAGAAGGUUUCUGGAUGGAUGUCGGUCAACCAAAGGAUUUCUUGGCUGGUACCGGUCUGUAUUUGACCUCUUUGGCUAAGAGAAACCCAGAAAAAUUGGCUAAGGGUGACAACAUUGUCGGUAACGUCAUCGUUGACCCAACCGCUAAGAUUUCUCCAUCCGCUAAAAUCGGUCCAGAUGUCGUUAUUGGUCCAAACGUUGUUAUUGGUGACGGUGCUAGAAUUGCUAGAUCCGUUGUCUUAUCUAACUCUACUAUCAAGGACCACUCUUUGGUUAAGUCUACCAUUGUUGGCUGGAACUCAACUGUUGGUAGAUGGUGUCGUUUGGAAGGUGUUACCGUUAUGGGUGACGAUGUUGAAGUUAAAGACGAAGUUUACAUUAACGGUGGUAAGGUCUUGCCACACAAGUCCAUUGCUUCUAACGUUCCAAAGGAAGCUAUUAUUAUGUAA
Molecule: messenger RNA, 1086 nt
Organism: Vanderwaltozyma polyspora DSM 70294
Lineage: Eukaryota; Fungi; Ascomycota; Saccharomycetes; Saccharomycetales; Saccharomycetaceae
Gene: PSA1
Product: mannose-1-phosphate guanylyltransferase
Exons: 1
Coding region: 1-1086 (361 amino acids)
Biological process (GO): cell wall mannoprotein biosynthetic process; GDP-mannose biosynthetic process
Cellular component (GO): cytoplasm
Molecular function (GO): mannose-1-phosphate guanylyltransferase (GTP) activity; GTP binding
Source: RefSeq, a predicted model, not a curated record